This is a messenger RNA of Dipodomys spectabilis (banner-tailed kangaroo rat), 1161 nucleotides long. RefSeq names its product TNF receptor superfamily member 4 (gene Tnfrsf4). Bases 155 to 967 code for a protein of 270 amino acids. The transcript has 8 exons. Gene Ontology annotation, molecular function: tumor necrosis factor receptor activity; protein binding. Lineage: Eukaryota; Metazoa; Chordata; Mammalia; Rodentia; Heteromyidae. Gene Ontology annotation, biological process: inflammatory response. The record is from RefSeq and is a predicted model, not a curated record.
GGAGAGGCGUGGGGAGGCCUCUCAGCUCCAAAUACCCAUUUCUUCAGAGCAGCGGUAAGAGCCAGGGGCACUUACAGUCUCCACCCCCACAGCCCUUAUAGCCACAUCCUCCAAGGAAAAACCCAGACUCCUGUGAAGGCGGAGGACAGAGGAGAUGUGUGCAGAGGCUUGGCGGCCUGCAGCCCUGCUGCUGCUGGGCCUGGGGCUCGGAGCCUGGGCGCAGCUCCGCUGUGUUGGAAACACCUACCCUCAAGGUGUCCGGUGCUGUCCUGACUGCCAGCCUGGCAGCGGGAUGGUGCGGCGAUGCGACCGCACCAGAGGCACCGUGUGCCGCCCCUGUGAGCCCGGCUUCUACAACGACGUGGCCAACUAUGAGCCCUGUAAGCAGUGCACAAAGUGCAACCACGGAAGUGGAAGUGAGCUCAAGCAGAGCUGCACACCCACACAGGACACGAUCUGCCGCUGUAAGCCCGGAACCCAGCCCCGUGAGGAUGGCUACAAGCCUGGAGUGGACUGUGUCCCCUGCCCUCCUGGUCACUUCUCUCCAGGCGACAACCAGGCCUGCAAGCCCUGGACCAACUGCUCCUCAGCUGGGCAGCGGACCCUGCGGCCAGCGGACGCCAGCUCAGACUCGGUUUGUGAGGAUGAGCGCUCCCUGGCCACGCCAGCCUGGGAGACCCGGGAUCCCGGCGCCAGGCCCACAGCCAUGCCUCCCACUGAGGCCUGGCCUCAGACCUCUCAGCAGCCCUCCACACCCGCCUCAGAGGGCCCUGUGGGCCCCAUGCUGGCUGCUGCCCUGGGCCUGGGCCUGGGCCUGGUCACCCCCCUGGCUGCCUUGCUUGCCCUCCACCUGCUCCGAGCGGCCUGGAAGUGGCCUGCUGGCCUCAAGCCCUCUGGGGGAAGUAGCUUUCGGACGCCCAUUCAGGAGGAGCAGGUGGACACACACUCCACGCUGGUGAAGGUCUGAGCUGCGCUUUAGGAGUGGGGUUCAGGGACAGAGGACUCCUUUACAGACCAUCUGUCCUCCACACGUGUGCACCGUUCUAGGUGCUCAGCUGGCUCUGGCCUCUCCCGUGUAUGUGUGUAUGUACCCAUGUAUGCGUGUAUGCUGUGCAUACUGCCUGCUUGGAGCCACUCCAAUAAACACACCGGUAACUGUGA